Molecule: messenger RNA, 2178 nt
Organism: Malus domestica (apple)
Lineage: Eukaryota; Viridiplantae; Streptophyta; Magnoliopsida; Rosales; Rosaceae
Product: probable serine/threonine-protein kinase PBL17
Biological process (GO): protein phosphorylation
Molecular function (GO): ATP binding; protein kinase activity
Source: RefSeq, a predicted model, not a curated record
GAGAGAGAGAGAGCCAGAGAAGGAGAGAAUUCUGAGAAAGGAAAGGAGACAGACCGACCAGAAAAGCCAUUGUUUUUAGAGAUUGAAGCAAUUCGGAGUACGUCUGGUUUGGCGCUUUCUUCGCCCCAAUGCCCUCCAAGCUUGACAAAUAAGGACCAAAUCUUUCUCUCUCUUCAAAAAAUAACUUACCCUCUCUCUCUCUCUCUCUCUCUCUCUCUCCCUCCCCUUUUUCACCGCUUUCUCUCUCCUCCCUAUAUUUAUCUUCUCCUUUCUUCAUCCUUUGAGUGGCUUUCUGGUGGCCCAAGAAAAACAAACCAAAACACACACAAAAAAAGGGCACAAAGUCUAUCUUCGUUUCCCGGCGAACCCACAUCGGAAAGUUCGUACUUGUGCUCCGACCCAGAUCCAAUCCGGACCCGAAUUCCAACCCCACAUUGACAAUUGAUAGAUGAACCCACAUUAGAUAUGUAUGUGGGUCAUUGAAGCUUUUCAGUUGUCAAUGGUAAUAGUUGGAGGAAGGGAACGGGUUGACAUGUAAAACCGGAUUCGGGUGCGGACGCGGGCUUGGUUUUCAGAUUCAUGGGGAUUUGUUUCAGUUCUGAAAAGGACCAGCAUUCCAAUUAUACACACGCCAGUCCUCAAGUAGGAGAUGACUCUGUUGUAUCUCAAACUCCUAGUAGAACAUCAUCAAACACCACUCCUUUGGCUUCCAAGAAUGUCAAAGACCUUCGCCAAAGCCCCGGAUAUAUCAAUGUCAGCAUCUUUACUUACGAUGAGAUGAGUUUGGCCACAAAACGUUACCGGCCAGAUCUAAUUCUUGGUGAGGGUGGGUUUGGAGUUGUAUAUAAAGGAGUUAUUGAUGACACCGUGAGGGCUGGAUACAAGACCACGCAAGUUGCCAUCAAGGAGCUUAAUCGAGAAGGGUACCAAGGUGAUAGGGAAUGGCUGGCAGAAGUUAACUAUCUGGGACAGCUGAGUAACCCUAAUCUUGUGAAGCUGAUUGGGUACUGCUGUGAGGAUGACCAUCGGCUACUGGUCUAUGAAUACAUGGCAAGUGGCAGCCUGGAAAAACAUCUUUUUCGCAGAGUGGGCUGUACGCUUACAUGGUCAAGAAGAAUGAAGAUUGCUUUAGAUGCCGCAAAAGGGCUUGCUUUUCUUCAUGGUGCAGAGAGACCAAUCAUUUACCGCGACUUCAAGACUUCAAAUAUCUUGUUGGAUGGGGAUUUUAAUGCAAAGUUGUCAGACUUUGGCCUUGCAAAGGAAGGGCCAAUGGGAGACCAAACCCAUGUUUCAACACGAGUGAUGGGCACGUAUGGAUAUGCUGCUCCCGAGUAUGUUAUGACUGGGCAUUUAACCGCUCGAAGUGAUGUUUAUGGAUUUGGAGUGGUACUACUUGAGCUGCUCCUUGGAAGGAGAGCAAUGGACAAGAGCAGACCCGGGCAAGAACACAACCUGGUUGAGUGGGCUCGCCCACUCUUAAACCAUAAUAAGAAACUUCUGAGGAUCGUAGACCCUAGACUGGAAGGGCAGUACUCACUUAAAACAGCAAUGAAGGUGGCCCAUCUGGCAUAUCAAUGCCUUAGCCAAAACCCGAAAGGGAGGCCCCUUAUGAGCCAGGUGGUUGAAUUGCUCGAGUCUCUUCAGACAGCAGGAAACCAUGAACUUCAAAGUGGAGAAGGUGGUGUGACUCUUUAUGAGGCUCCCAAGGGAACCUUUGGAACUACCCCCAUGAAGAGAGACCCGAACAGAAGAGACGGUGAAAGGGGAGGAGAGGCACAUAGGAGGAGCAAACCGGGAAACGGAGGGAGCAAGAGUGAGCCUAUGAAUGAUUUUGAUCGUAGUAACUUGUCUCCAAAUUUUUGUGUCACUUGAAAAGUAGCUCCUACGUACGUUAAACUUGUAACUAGAUAAUGGAUGGAGGGUUGAAACUGUACAAGAUGAUAUCAGCUGGUCUAUCCAUGUGGUGUUUUUGAGUUAAAUCCAUUUGCCGGGGCCGGGCGAAAAUUGUUAAUUGUGAUUAACAAUUUAACACUUUGUAAUUCAUUUUCUUACAUUUUACUUUAAUCACUAUCAUAUCAUGUACGAUAUGAUUUUAUAUUUUCGUUAUAUUACUGUAAUUUAACACAAGGUAUCGUAUCAUUUGACAUUAUUGCCCUCACCAAAUAUGCCUUAAAUCGG